UAUUUCGCUUGUAAAAGAAUCACGAUGACGGUGGACUAAACAGUUUAUGCUGAUAUAACGCCAAGAUGAAGUUUAUGCUGUUGGGAAUAUUCAUUAUUAGUAGUACAGUAGCUCAAGUUCCUAUACCAGGGAAAUGUCCGAAUGUGCAAGUUGUGCCAAACUUCGAUGUUGGAAAGUACCUCGGAAAGUGGUACGAAGCCGAGCGUUACUUCGCUAUUUUCGAAAUAACAGGAAAAUGUGUCACCGCAGACUAUAGUUCUGAAGACAAUGGGACUGUGAGUGUUCUCAACAAGCAAAUUUCAGUCUUAACUGGAAUAGAAUCAAGCAUUGUAGGUUACGCUAUGCAGAAAUCGUCAGAGAAAGCCAAAUUGACGGUAGUCUUUCCGACUGCAUCAAAAAUUGAAGGCUCUUACUGGGUGCUUGACACUGAUUAUACAUCAUAUGCCGUUGUGUGGAGCUGCACCGAUAUAGCCAGUGUCUUCAGUAUAAGGUUCGCAUGGAUUUUAACGAGGCAACGAAACUCAUCUAUCGCUGUCAUAGAAAAAGCUUAUCAAGCUCUAGAUAAGAAUGAUAUCAGUCGAAGAUUCUUCAUCAAGACAAACCAAAUUGAUUGCCCUGCAGAACAUUAAAUUCCAAAUUAUUCCAUUGUUAUUUGAUAAUUAUCUCGUUAUUUUAUUCUAAUCCUUUUAUUCUUUCUUUGAAUGUCUAGUCAUCGUUAAGGUUUUCAAUAAACUCUUUUGGCA
This is a messenger RNA of Phymastichus coffea, 743 nucleotides long. Its product is annotated as apolipoprotein D-like. The transcript is spliced from 4 exons. The record is from RefSeq and is a predicted model, not a curated record. NCBI's taxonomy places the organism in Eukaryota, Metazoa, Arthropoda, Insecta, Hymenoptera, Eulophidae. Gene Ontology annotation, molecular function: lipid binding. Gene Ontology annotation, biological process: tissue regeneration; brain development; lipid transport. Bases 66 to 629 code for a protein of 187 amino acids.